AUGGGUCUACUGACGCAGAUCCCUUUGGAGGAAAGUGGGGUCCGGAGCAGUGGGGUGGAAUCUGGAGUGCGCAGCCUCCCUUCUGGCCUGCCCGGACCACACCAGGUCCCCGGGGUCCCCCUGCCCCCACGCCAUCCCCCCACAACCCGCGUAGCCGGGCUCCAGUACCCGCACCUGGGCCCCCGGGUCGACCCCACACCUGGGCCCCUGUCCCUCCUCCCCCUGGAUCCCCCCGAUCCUGCCCUUGGGCCCCCGCCCGCCCCCCGACCUGGGCCCUCCCGCAUCCGCACCUGGGUCCGCGCACCGGCCCCUGCGCCUUGGAUUCCCCGGCACGCGGGCCCCCGCGCCCCUCGGAUUCCCCCCACCUCCGCGCCCCCCGGAUUCCCCCGCACCCGGGCCCCCGGGGUGCCCCCGCACCCGCACCUGGGCGCCGCCCGCCCGCCCCGCCUCCCCGGGGGCCGCGCGCGCGGGUGGGUCACGUGCGGCGGGCCGGCGGGGCGGGCCGGGCGUCUGCAGGAAUGCGGCAACUCGCGGGCGAAAGUUCCUGCGCGCGCCGGCCGCGGACCCGGGGCGGGCGGGCGCGCAGAGGAAGGAAGGGCCGCGAGGAGGCGGGGCCGACGCGCCGCUCGGGCGGGCGGCUCUCUCAACUUUAGUUUUGGCGUCGGCGGCGAGUUUCUGUCUCAGUCGGGCGCAGCCGCCGCCGGGGGAGAGAGAGGGAGGAAGGAAGGAAGGAACUCCGGGAGCAGAGCGGGCAGCGGGGGAGGGGAGCCCCCGCCGCCCCUCCCGAGCGCAGCCGGCGGGGGCGCGGGCGGGGGGCGCGGGGUCGCGGCCUGUCCCCCCCCGGCCCCGCGAGCGCCCAGAGGGCCGCCGCCGCCCUCGGGGUUCAGGGCCCAGAGAAACUCCCUUGAGUUGCUGGCAAAGCCCCGGGUUAGGCCGGAGCUGGGAACCGCCGCUUCCUUUGUGAGAGGUCGGCCCAGGUGUGCCGUGCCCCCUCCUCCGAGCCUCGUGUGGGUAGAGGUGUGCUCCGAUGCAGGUUACUUCCUGCGCUUGGAAAGCGCCAGUACUGAUGCAGGCAGUGCCGGAGCGCUGGCUCCCCAGCACGUUCGAGCUCAUUCCUCCCCAGCUUCCCUGCAACUGGGGGCCGUGUCUCCUGGGACACUGACCCCCACUGGAGUGGUCUCGGGUCCCGCGGCUACACCCGCUGCUCAGCACCUGCGACAGUCUUCUUUUGAGAUACCCGACGAUGUCCCUCUGCCCGCGGGCUGGGAGAUGGCAAAGACCUCUUCUGGUCAGAGAUACUUCUUAAAUCACAUCGAUCAGACAACAACAUGGCAGGACCCCAGGAAGGCCAUGCUCUCCCAGAUGAGCGUCACGGCACCCACCAGCCCACCGGUGCAGCAGAACAUGAUGAACUCGGCCUCAGGUCCUCUGCCUGACGGAUGGGAACAAGCCAUGACUCAGGAUGGAGAAAUCUACUAUAUAAACCAUAAGAACAAGACCACCUCUUGGCUAGACCCGAGGCUUGACCCUCGUUUUGCCGUGAACCAGAGGGUCGGGCAGAGCGCCCCGGCGAAGCAGCCCCCGCCCCUGGCCCCGCAGAGCCCACCGGGGGGCGUCCUUGGCAGCAGCGGCUCCAACCAGCAGAUGCGGCUGCAGCAGCUGCAGAUGGAGAAGGAGAGGCUGCGUCUGAAGCAGCAGGAGCUGCUCCGGCAGGCAAUGCGGAAUAUCAAUCCCAGCUCAGCAAAUUCUCCAAAAUGUCAGGAAUUAGCUCUUCGUAGCCAGUUACCAACACUGGACCAGGAAGGUGGGACUCAGAACCCAGUGCCUUCGCCUGGGAUGUCUCAGGAGCUGAGGACAAUGACGACCACUAGCUCCGAUCCCUUUCUUAACAGUGGCACCUACCACUCCCGCGAUGAGAGUACAGACAGCGGACUGAGCAUGAGCAGCUACAGCGUCCCUCGAACCCCCGACGACUUCUUGAACAGUGUUGAUGAGAUGGACACAGGCGACACUAUCAACCAAAGCACCCUCCCCUCUCAGCAGAACCGCUUCCCAGACUACCUAGAAGCCAUUCCUGGGACGAACGUGGACCUCGGGACGCUGGAGGGGGACGGGAUGAACAUAGAGGGGGAAGAGCUGAUGCCUAGUCUGCAGGAAGCCCUGAGCUCAGACAUCCUCAACGACAUGGAGUCCGUGCUGGCCGCCACCAAGCUCGACAAAGAAAGCUUUCUCACAUGGCUAUAGAGCCCUCAGGUAGACCGAAUUCCAAACCUGUGAAGGAUCUGAGGAGAUGUGCCCGAAAUUUCCAGGCAUAGCCGGUCGCAGUCUUGUGGCUGAUACAGAGAACGAUGAACAGACAUCCAGCAAGAUUCUCUCACCCACUGUCUCGCUCUUCCUUGUCCGUUGCUGCUGUUAAUAUAUUGCUGACCUCUAUCCUAGUUGGCCCUAAAGACUCGACACUUUUGUUGUUUCUUUUGCUACUAUAACUACUGUUCGUUUUGGGGGCUGGGGGAAGUGAGCCUGUUUGGACGAUGGACGCCUUUCCUUUUGCCCAGUUAGACACUCGCCCAUCACCCUAACCGAAUACUCAGACUUGGAACUUGGAUGCUUCGUGUCACAGCAUUUACUCUGUCGGGCAGUUGUUUCUUCAGCUGCGUGUGGUGUGGCCAGUGGAAAACCACAACUGGCUCGUCUGCCAGGCCAGGAAUGUCGGGUCUGAUGUUACGUACUUCGCGCAGAUUUGAUGAGCUAGCUGAAACCGAGGCUGAAGACUGUUUUACUUUCAGUGUUUUUUUUUCCCUCCUAGUGUUCUCGUUAGUCACAUAGUGACCUUGAUUUUAUUUUAGGAGCUUAUAAGGCAUGAGAGAGUUUUUUCCAUAGAAAUAUAUGAAUUAUUGCCACAUACUCUAGUGUAGGUUUGGGUGGGUUUAUUGUGGGUUUGCUUCUUGUUUGUUUGUUUCCGUUUUGAUUGGUUGGGUUGUGUUUUUGUUUUGUUUUGUUUUUGUUUUUGCCCCCACCCCCACCCCCCAACCUAGACAAAUUACCAUAGUAGCGAAGAAUCUGUUUAUAGUUGUAUCUCGGGGCGGCUAUUGUAGUGCCUUUGGUAAAAAUCUACAUUUCCUGAUUUUUUUAACAUCUUAUUUAAAUCAUGAUUAUCUGC
This is a messenger RNA of Panthera uncia (snow leopard), 3160 nucleotides long. It is a transcript of the gene YAP1, whose product is annotated as Yes1 associated transcriptional regulator. Gene Ontology annotation, biological process: hippo signaling; positive regulation of transcription by RNA polymerase II. The coding region runs from base 1 to 2244 and encodes 747 amino acids. Gene Ontology annotation, molecular function: protein binding; transcription corepressor activity; transcription coactivator activity. NCBI's taxonomy places the organism in Eukaryota, Metazoa, Chordata, Mammalia, Carnivora, Felidae. Gene Ontology annotation, cellular component: nucleus; cytoplasm. The transcript is spliced from 11 exons. The record is from RefSeq and is a predicted model, not a curated record.